Cylindrotheca closterium is the source of this 381-nucleotide messenger RNA. The record is from the annotation of a GenBank genome assembly. NCBI's taxonomy places the organism in Eukaryota, Bacillariophyta, Bacillariophyceae, Bacillariales, Bacillariaceae.
AUGAAGCGGAAAGACAAGAACAUUCUCAAGAAAACAAUGACUUCAUUAAUGUUUGGCACCAUGGGACAACAGAAACAGGCGAGAGAAGAUUGUGAUGCAGCUGGCGGAGACAAAAAGGAGGACGAUGCCACCAAUGAAGAUGGUGAUGUAGAGGAUGGUGAAGAUGAUGACAAUGAUGAUGAUGUAGACAGCGACAAGGAUGAUGAUGAAGAUGACAGUGAUGACGAUGAUGAAGAUGCCAACAAGGAUGAUGAUGAAAAUGACAACAACAAUACUGCUGCUGGUGAUCCUGGAGUCCAAACAAGUGUCAUAAAAUCCCACAUACAAGUUGGCAAUCUUACUGUAUGCAACUUUGAGCAAAUGGAGGAUGUAUUCUCCUAA